Messenger RNA from Myripristis murdjan (pinecone soldierfish), 5761 nucleotides. RefSeq names its product sterile alpha motif domain containing 4B (gene samd4b). Bases 740 to 2785 code for a protein of 681 amino acids. The record is from RefSeq and is a predicted model, not a curated record. Gene Ontology annotation, cellular component: P-body. Gene Ontology annotation, biological process: nuclear-transcribed mRNA poly(A) tail shortening; negative regulation of translation; regulation of mRNA stability. NCBI's taxonomy places the organism in Eukaryota, Metazoa, Chordata, Actinopteri, Holocentriformes, Holocentridae. Gene Ontology annotation, molecular function: translation repressor activity; protein binding; mRNA binding. The transcript is spliced from 14 exons.
GAACAAAAACACUACGUAGCGUCCAAACGUGUGACGUCACGCCCACGUCCUACGUCAACUCUAAAUCGAAGUAGAUUUCUCCAGGCGUACUCUUUUUAUUUUCUGUAUUGUAACAAACAAUUGUACAUAUAUUCUUUGAGAAAAAAAUCACGGGAGCUCGCCGCUGCAAAGGAAUAUGUUCAUCGGAUGCCAGGCACGGGGUCGAAAUCGACGCCUCUCUCAGCUAAGCUAACGUUACUGCAUUUAUAAGCAAACUUGCUAGCCGAGAAGCUAGCGCUAGCAUUUAGCUGUCGUUACCCGUCGAGCAAGCUAGCUAUCAGUAGCACUGUAGCCUAGCUCACUAACAAGUGACAAUUGAGAAAGGUAAACAACCAUUAUUUUGAGUCCGCUGAUUUGAAAUAGGUAGACUGGUGGCUUAAUUGUUCUACGCAGUAUGUUAUGUUGAGAAAAUGGACUGUCUGGGGACACUAUUUGCACCGUAAAGACUGACGUGCGAAACGGGGGAAGGGGGCAUACCAGCAGCAACAUCGUCAACGAAAAACAAUACAAAUCCCGAGUCCCUCAUCACUGACUAGGCCGAUCAAGCUAACUCAAGCUAACCGCUGCCCAGUGCUAGGCUGAAGAAAGCAGUGUAGCUACAUCUCGAUUCAUUAAAAUCGUGCAGGACUGACAAAAACAACAGUGUGGCCGCCUGAAGUUAUCCCCAGCCUCCCAGGACACGGAUGAUGUGAUCCAAGACAUGCCAGAGAGACACGCCAUGAUGUUCCGAGACCAGGUGGGCAUCCUGACGGAUUGGUUCAAGAACUGGAAUGAGUGUGAACAGACGGUGGCACUGUUGUCCCUCCUGAAGAGAGUGUCCCGCACCCAGGCUCGCUUUUUACACAUUUGCCUUGAGCACUGGCUGGCAGAUUGCACAGAGAUCCACAUCCUAGAAGCUGAGGCCAACAAUGCAGCAAUUGUCAGCCAGUGGCACCAGGAGCCAAAGGAGAAGGUGGUGUCCCUGCUGCUGUCCCACCUGCCUCUGCUCCAGCCGCGCAACAGUGAAGCCAAAUGUGAGUACAUGAAGCUGCUGCAGAAGGUGUUGAGUCACACUAUUGAGAGCAGCCUGUUUGUGGAAGAGAGCAGACAGCUGCUAUCCUAUGCUCUCAUCCACCCGGCCACCACCCUGGAUGACCGUACCUCUCUGGCCAUGUGGCUCAACCACCUGGAGGAGCACCUCUCCAGUGGCUAUCCACCUUCCUCCCGAGCCCCAUCUAGCCCUUACCACCCACGCCAGGGCUCAGAUGAAUGGCCCAGCUCUGCUGAGGCCCUGGACCCUGGCCAUGCCUGGCACGACAAGUCCCCCUCAUCCAGCACAUCUCCUGCAGGCCAGAACGGACACAUGCCCUUUCCAGGCGGCAUGUCCUCUCCCAUCAACAGCAAUAACACAGGUCUGGGUGGGCAGAUGCAGCCCAGCCCUCUGAAGAAGUCCAUGUCCCUAAUCCCUUCCAGUCCUCAGGCUUGUGGCUCUGAGUGGGUUAGCCAGGAUGACCUUGGGGGCCGACAGGCCUUUGUUCCAACAGACCAUGCACCCCUGUCUCCCCAGAGCAGUGUGGCCUCCUCGGGCAGUGAACAGACAGAAGAACAAGGUUCCACACGCAACACCUUCCAGGAGGAUGGCAGUGGCAUGAAAGAUGUCCCCACAUGGUUGAAGAGUCUCCGUCUUCAUAAAUAUGCAUCGCUUUUCUCCCAGAUGACCUACGAGGAGAUGAUGAUUCUCACAGAGCAGCACCUGGAGUCACAGAAUGUUACUAAAGGGGCGCGGCACAAGAUUGCCUUGAGUAUCCAGAAGCUGCGUGAGAGGCAGAGUGUGCUCAAGUCCUUAGAGAAGGACAUUUUGGAAGGGGGGAACCUGCGGAAUGCCCUCCAGGAACUGCAGCAGAUCAUCAUCACACCCAUCAAGGCCUACAGCCCACCCAGUGCAGCGCAGACAGCCUUGGACUCCACCACGUCCCCCUCCGAAGCCUCCAAGACGGGGGCAGACAAAGAGCUGGCCUCAGAGGGCUUCCAGUCCCACAACCCGCCUCCUUGUGAUGGGGAGUCCUCGGCCACACCCAUCUCAGACGGCGAUAUUGCCGGCCAGUUCACCCGGGUCAUGGGUAAAGUAUGCACCCAGCUGCUGGUGUCCAGGCCAGAUGAGGAGAAUAUCAGCUGUUACCUUCAGCUCAUUGAGAAGUGUGUGACACAUGAGGCUUUCACAGAAACUCACAGGAAAAGGCUGGUCUCCUGGAAGCAGCAGGUCCUGAAACUGCUCCGCCUGUUCCCUCGGAAAGCUAUGCUGGACAUGCCUGUGUACCGACAGAAAGGCUGGGCGUACGGGUCCAACUCCCUCCCCACAGCAGGCUCUGUGAGUGGAGGAUUAGGGCGGCGGGGCCAAAGGCAGUUCCAGAUGGCCCCUCGUGGGCUCCCAGCCGGGCGUAUGGGCCUUCUGAGUCCAGGCGGGAUCGGUGGAGCAUCUCCACGCCACACCCUCACUAAUCCUGCGCUGACAGGCCAGGGCAGACAAAACCUGUGGUUUGCCAACCCUGGAGGCAGUAACAGCAUGCCAAGUCAGAGCCGCAGCUCUGUGCAGCGGACCCACUCGCUCCCUGUCCACACCUCCCCGCAAACCAUGCUCCUGUUCCAGCAGCAAGAAUGCCAAGUUCCUGGUGCCGACCUGGAGAUCAACCCCACGCUGGAGUCACUGUGCCUCAGUAUGACAGAGCAUGCCUUAGGGGAUGGAAUUGACCGAACAUCAACAAUAUGAAAACGCAGUGGGAAGAAGAAAGACAAAAAACACACUUCACUUCAGUUGAGGCCUGUUCAGUUCCUCAUCGCCCAGCACAAAGAUAUAUGCUUAAGAAAAACCAGGCAAAGCGGUCACUACAAAAUGACAAAAACUGUGUAUAUGUUCUCUGAUAUUUUUGUACUUUAUUAUAUACAACUAAGUUUAUUAUAAAUGGAAUACAGAUGAAUAUUAUAUUGCAGGAGAGAGAAAAGGUUAAAUUGUGCAAACUGCUCCAUGUCGUCUGCAGGACUGUGACAUGAGGCGCAGAGGCUCAGUUUGCCGUGGUCCGAGAGCAAAAUGGUGGAUUGGUGCUGUCUUAAAGGGGUUCUGCCCUAUGAGUUUCUCUUCUUUUCCUCCUGCCUUGGAGCGAGGCUGCUGCCCAGAACACACUGACAGCCCACAGCUCCUGCCCCCACAUAAUGUAUAGAGUCAAAAGUUUCCCAACCAGGAGCAAGGCACUUUUAUCCUCCACACACACGCAUAAAUCUUCUAAAUUGGGCACUAAGCUGCAUUUGACACACCAGUACACUCACUCGGAGGCUCAGCUCGUAGCCAGGGCUCGAUCCACUAAAACACAACCACACUUCCCAGCCACGACCCCAUGUCCUUUAACCAGUGCUAGCGAGGGAUGUGUUGGUUGAAUCUCAGAAGUCUCUCCUUAGCCCCUUGGUGUCCUCUCUUUCUGCCACACUCCCAAAAGCGUUAGAAGAGAUUGUGUUUUAGAAACAGGGAAGGAGGACCAAAGGUAUUAAGGAGCAGCUUGUAAUUCAACCGCAGGCAUACCCUUGUGUCUCGGUUCAAACACAUAGACAAGGUAGAAAUGACUGUCCUGCUCUCAACUUCUGCAAAGCCAAAGAGAAGGGCUGUGUGAUUGUUAAUUUGACAUCUUUGUAGAGAAAUGCAACAGAAUGGUAUAAUUUUUUUAAAAGAACAAUAGCAGUUUGAGGAAUUUAUGCCAGUUGCAAUUUGUCUCUGUUGAUAUUUUAUGCCCUACUACAUAAAUGAUGAUGAAUCUCAUUUUGUGCCGAGGAAUCCCUACAGGGUUGAAUAAGGGCUGGUGAGGUUUGUACUGUGUAAGAGCUGAUUUGAUAUUGGAUUGAUAAAAGCGGGGAGGGCAGAGUGUUUUCAAUUUACAAUUUAAUGCUGGGUGAGAAAACUUAAUGAAACCCAUCUCAACCCUCUGGCCGCCUUAUGAUUGGCUUUGGAAGAUGAAGCUCGAUCCUGUAACGAAUGCUCCAGUACUCACCUCUUCACCCUCGCAGUGCCCUCUCCUCAAAACGGCCAGUGUGGUGAUUUGAUGAAUCAUACUUUUCAAGGUGCUUGAAGAUGUCCAUAUUUUCCGUUUGUGUCUCGAUAUGUUUCAGUCUCAAAAACCCUAACAUUAUCAUAUGGUAUCAGUGUUGAAUCAAAAACUGUCUUAUACGGCCUCUGUCUUUGAAUGUGGCAGAGCGGAGGUGCAUGUAUGUGUAGUAUGGUCUUAACUUUUGGAUCACCUUUGGUUGCAUCAUAAGGCAGGGAUAACAUUCACAUUUUAUUUCUGCAGAGCCAUAGGAGGUCUGUCUAGUAAACAUGGUUAUUUACAGAUAUCUUUUCCAAUUGUAUUUUUUACUCUCCCUUGAUAUUGAUAACUUAUGCUUUUUUUCUAUAAUUGCAUGUUUUGCCACACUAAUUCAGCACUGUUGUAGAUAGAGGACAGAGUAGUCAUGGUGGUUGAUGGUGCCCACUGUCACCAAAAGCUAGAGAGCAGAAACGUUGCAACUAAUGUUCCAUGUUGAUACCGCCUAAAUGUCACUGUUUACAUCUCUCUGGGAUAAUACCCAUUUCAUGUUAUGUGAUGUCAUGAAUAUUCCAUUGUCUCACGAUGUAACACAUUAAAGAACUGAAGCCUUCUCGCAAAUGAGCUGGCUGGGUAGAGCGUGACAACCGAUGCCUUCUACCCCGUAUCCAUCGACUUCUACGAGUCUUGGUAGAUCUUUCAAGUGAUACUUGUAUGAGGCAUGUACUGCCUGCCUUUCUGGUUGUGGAGUGACAAAAGAGAAUAGUUUUCCUGGCCUUGUGAUAAAACUGUUAGUUGUCACGUGCUGAUAAACUGUUCAUGUGGUGCCUAAAAUGCACAGCUCCAGCUUCCUCUGUCUGUUGAUUUGGAUAAUGGUCCUGAAUAGUAUUGUAGUAGUCAAUGAUUUCUUCAGAGCAGGCUCUUGGAUAGAUCUGACUUAGUGAAUGCACCAGAUUCAUGCCCGCAAAGAGUUCAAUGGGUUAAUGAUGACAACUUAAAGAUUCAGUUAUCUUAUUUUAAGCUAUUAACUAUACUGUAUAUUGAUACUCUUAUGUUAUAUGGCUCAGAUUUUCCUUUUCAUAACCUCUCUGUAAGGUUUUUGGACCUCUUACAUAAUAUUGCAGAUAGAAGGUAACGUGGCCACAAUGCAGAAACUCUCUGCAGGUUCCUGUGCAUAAUGGAAAUACAGCAGGGGAUGACAAUGCUUAUCUGAGCCAUAGCUGACGUGAUUAUGUGUAUAACUGAACACUAAUAACAGGCCAAGGAAUAUGUUUACUCCAUGUUUACAUUCCAGUGAUGCGUGAAAUGGGUUAGAAAAUGCACUUCAUAAGUUAAGCCUUGGGUAUAUUUUCACAUACCAAGCAGCCACUAUGAGGUACAAAGCCUAUAUGUCAUAUGAAGACUCUUACCAAGUGGUCUGUCAGAUAUUUGUCGAUGUCCCUGCCUGGCUUAAUGAAUAAAGCAGUCAGUUGUAGGCUAUAUUGCAUUUGUCUUGUACAAUUUAUAUUUAAUUCUAAUGAUGCCCCUGACAUUUUCUAAUAUUUUAUGAAUGAACAUUUUGCAUCCCAUGCUUACACACUCUACUUUUUUACUGUCACUCCUGUGUUUGAAUGGUCUGAACUGCAGCAUUCAUCGGAUUGACAGUCCAAAUAAAGGAGUUCAGUUCUUUUGCUACUUGA